UAUAAAGGGGAAACUAUCGCUAUCUGUGGUACAGAGUGACCACGGUAAUCCAGUACAAUGGGGAAGAUAAUCUUUUACGAGGACAGGAACUUCCAGGGCCGCCACUAUGAGUGCAGCAGCGACUGUGCUGACCUGCACUCCUACUUCAGCCGCUGUAACUCCGUCCGUGUGGAGAGCGGCUGCUGGAUGAUGUACGAGCGCCCCAAUUACAUGGGGUACCAGUACUUCAUGAGAAGGGGAGAGUACCCCGACUACCAGCGCUGGAUGGGGUUCAAUGACUCCGUCAGGUCCUGCCGCAUGAUCCCACAGUACCAAGGAUCCUACAGGAUGAGGGUUUAUGAGAGACCUGAAUUUGGAGGUCAGAUGAUGGAGUUCAUGGAUGACUGUCCCUCUGUCUACGAUCGUUUCCGUUACAACGACAUUCACUCCUGCAACGUGAUGGACGGCUACUGGAUCAUGUAUGAGCAGCCCAACUACAGAGGAAGACAGUACUUCAUGAGGCCCGGAGAGUACAGGAGAUACAGCGACUGGGGAGGCAUGAGCUCCAGGAUUGGGUCCUUCAGACGCAUUGCCGACUUUUAUUAACACGUGAUUUAAUAGUAUUCAAAUUCUUAAUA
Molecule: messenger RNA, 617 nt
Organism: Polyodon spathula (Mississippi paddlefish)
Lineage: Eukaryota; Metazoa; Chordata; Actinopteri; Acipenseriformes; Polyodontidae
Product: gamma-crystallin M2
Exons: 3
Coding region: 58-585 (175 amino acids)
Biological process (GO): visual perception; lens development in camera-type eye
Molecular function (GO): structural constituent of eye lens
Source: RefSeq, a predicted model, not a curated record